Molecule: messenger RNA, 1872 nt
Organism: Exaiptasia diaphana
Lineage: Eukaryota; Metazoa; Cnidaria; Anthozoa; Actiniaria; Aiptasiidae
Product: coiled-coil domain-containing protein 47
Exons: 16
Coding region: 14-1495 (493 amino acids)
Biological process (GO): endoplasmic reticulum calcium ion homeostasis
Cellular component (GO): endoplasmic reticulum
Molecular function (GO): calcium ion binding
Source: RefSeq, a predicted model, not a curated record
UGUAACUCACAAGAUGGCGGCCAUACGCGGUUCUUUCAAGCUUCUUCGACCAUGGCUUAUAAUGCUUUUGAUGGUGCUUGUCGUAUUCAUUAACUACAUUACGGCAAGUCAGAAAGUACCUGAACCAGCAAGUGACUCUUCCAAUGACUUUGCGGAGUUUGAACAAGAAGGAGACGACGACGAAGAAGAAGCCCCGGCAGAAGGUGAUGGAGAUACGCCUGAAGUACCAACUACUGCUGCUCCUSCUCAGCCAGAACAAGUCCAAGAAGAAGAGAAAGAUGAAGAUGAUGGAACUGUAGAGACUGAUGAAUCUGAAGGUGAAGAAGAAUAUGAUCACUUCACUGAUGAAGAGGAAUUUGAGGGAUAUAAUAAAGAAAAAGUUUCCAAGGGGAAACAAGGUGCAAACCAAGACCUGAAAAUUGAAAAGGUCCCUCUGCACUUGAGAGCAAACUGGGAAGGAUUUUAUGCCGARAUACUCACAUUAGCAGGAUUAGUAGCCUAUGCUCUCAAUUUCUUUGCUGGAAGAACUAAAAAUUCAAAACUGGCCACUGCAUGGUUCAAGGCCAAUAAAGAACUUUUGGAAAGUAAUUUCCAUGUUGUAGGUGAUGAUGGUGCUCUAGAAGAGCCACAACAAGGCAUUCUAGUCAAAGAAAGUGAAUCACUUUAUACAUUAUGGUGUUCAGGAAGAGCUGGUUGUAAUGGGAUGCUGGUAGAACUUAAGUUACAGAAAAGACAUGAUCUUGUUAAUGUCAUGUCACAUCUUGUCAAACCAGUCAAGGAUACAGUUACCAUUACUGUUCACAUGACUGAUGAGGAAAUGGAUAACUUUGUUCUUGCMAUUGUGCCUAAAAAGACAGCAACAAAAAUGCAGAAGGAGCUAGUAGACCUAAAUUUUUUUUGUCCAGACAAGAAGAGUGGAAACAAGUUUAAUUUACCUAACUCUCUUGUUGUCCUUACUGAAUCUAAUGAAGCAGCUAAUGUACUAUUAUCACAACAGGUGACAAAAAUGAUAUGCACCCAUGAAAAUAUGUUUGAGUCUAUGAUGUUCUCAGAUCAGUACGUAGGACCUAAACAAGAAGAUGAGGAGCAAGGAACUGCUAAGCCUGUCAAGCCUAAGAAAGUGUUAAUUUUCAACUUCACAGUUGCUACUAAGGGUAAUAACACCAAGGCUCAAGAUAUGGCUAAACUAGAACCAAUGAUGAGGCUGGUCCUCUUUUGUAUUGAUAGAGUACGCAAAUUUAGGCUUGGUAAAGAUGCCAAGGCAAAAUCUGAUAAAAAUAGACGUGAAUUAGAGGAGAGUCUUUUAAAACAGACACAUGCUCAAAGACAAGAGGCUGCACAGCUUCGACGUGAAGARAAACGUCGAGAAGACAAGGARCGAAUGAUGCAAGAAGAAGACCCCGACAGGCAACGACGUCUAGAGGCACUAGAGAACAAGAAAGACGCCAAGAGAAGAAAUCCAUACAAGAUUAAGCAAAUCAAAGCUCGAGCCUAGURCUUUUUUGUGCAGUGGUCAUAUGUGCAACAUCAAAUUCUCGUUUCUCUUCCUSUUUUUACGAUGGAUAUAUGUGACUUUUUUUAAUGGAAUGUCUGUGGGGAAAUCAGCUUCUGUUCUUGAUGUUGUAUUUCAUGCAUUCGUAUUUUUUAAAUUUAAGCUUAUGUUGCUCUUUCUUUCUUGACAAUGUUCUUGACCAAUGUCACAAUUUUCCAUACGUUUAAGUGUCUUAACGGCGGCAAAACCUAAUUGAAAGAGAGAAUAAAAUGGCAAAGAGGGAAAGACAAACUGUUUCAUGAAUCGAAAGUAUUGCGAGAAUGACGAAUAGUUCAUAUGUACAACUUGAACUAGGUUUCACGAAUAAAAAUUAAUCUGUA